UCUACCUGAGACCUCAUUCAGGAAGCCUGGAUCCGAAGAAGGAUAUACUGUCGACAGUUAAACGCAAGGAGAUGUAACCUUUUUUUUUUUUUUUUUACUUCGUGUACUGUUUCAGCUUCAGUCACAAGAGAGGAAGAAGACGUCGAAAGGUGGAUUUAACGGUGUUUUUUCGUGACUUCAGAGAUAACAUUAAUUGUUGGAUCUGAUUCAGUAGUUUGCUAAAACCGAAAUUGGGGCGCGAAAACAAAAUGUCGCCGAGAGUGGACUUUUAUGCCAUUUGUUGGUGCGUAACAGGUUUUUUGGCUUCUUACGCCCAAGAAUGUGGCCGACCACCGAUAGUGGAGAACAGGAUCGUGGGAGGGAUGGACGCCAUAGAUGGCGCUUGGCCGUGGCAGGUGGAUAUACAGACAUUCAGUCACAUCUGUGGAGGCUCCAUCAUCACAGAGAACUGGAUCCUAUCAGCCGCUCAUUGUUUCCCCAAUCCAAACGACUUGAGCUCUUACACCAUCUAUGUCGGCCGGUACCAGCUGAACGGCUUCAACGGUCACCAGUCGAUACAUCGAGUGAGCCGGGUGGUGAUCCCAUACGGUUACAGUGAGCCUAAAAACGGGAAUGAUUUGGCACUGGUGCGGCUGUCCAGCCCAGUAACCUGGUCAGAUUAUGUCCGUCCCGUCUGCUUGCCUGCCUCUGGCACCCUGUUCCCGGGUGGCAUGCUGUGCUAUGUCACCGGCUGGGGGAACGUGCGGGAUGAUGUCCCUCUGCCAGGAGUCGGGACUCUGCAGGAAGUGGAGGUGCCAAUCAUCUCCCAGAGUUCAUGUCAGGAGAUGUACGCGACGGACCCGACGGAGCAGGUGGACAUUCUGUAUGACAUGAUCUGUGCUGGAUACCAGCAGGGUGGCAAGGAUUCCUGCCAGGGGGAUUCAGGAGGGCCCCUUGUCUGUCAGAUGGUGAACGGGACCUGGGUGCAGGCUGGGGUGGUGAGUUUUGGACUGGGCUGUGCUCACGCCAACCAGCCAGGUGUGUAUGCCAAACUGUCCGCCUUCUCGAGCUUCAUCAGCGGCACGGUACCGGAGAUCCGGCUGUACGGCCGAGCUGAUCAGAACUGGUGUGGGAGGGCUGCCAUGUUGGCCAGCUGUCUGUCCACACUGCUGAUUCUGCUGCGGAGGUAGAACACUGUGAGGCAACUGGAUGUCUGGGAGGUCGAAUGCAAACCAAGCCGAAUGAAGGAUGAGAUUAAUUAUGUGUCUGACCUGUGUCCAAAGUUAUCCCGAAUAGUAAAAUUAGAAAACUGUACCUAAUGUGCACAUGAAGCCAUAUUGGACACAAACUGUAAUAUAAUCUUCAUUUUUAGAACUGUAACUUUGCAUUAUAAUCAUAAGUGAUGUGUUCUGUAUUUGAAAUAAAUUGUUAAUUUGAUUCUUAAAAUCAGGUCAGUGCUCUGUUCAACUUGUGAUAGCCGAGUUUGGAAAUGUUUUACCAGAAUCAUGUUCAUGGAUCAAAGAUUCAUUUGUGUUCUUUAAGGGGUAAUCUUUUAUGGGGUAAUCUUUUAUAUCCGCCUCUAGCACACCCACUUAUAAGUACUGAAGCGGUUGCCUUUGGUCAAUAACAAACCUGUUUUUUGGAACAAAUAUUACCUAAUUUUCAGGACACCUUUCUGUAAUGUCAAUUAUUUCAGCUUUUUGUUAUUCAAAUGUUUGUUUUAAAUGAAUUAAAGUAAUCUUAAUGUCCUUUCUCACAGAGAA
This is a messenger RNA of Anarrhichthys ocellatus (wolf-eel), 1742 nucleotides long. Its product is annotated as serine protease 33. Gene Ontology annotation, biological process: proteolysis. The transcript is spliced from 6 exons. Lineage: Eukaryota; Metazoa; Chordata; Actinopteri; Perciformes; Anarhichadidae. Gene Ontology annotation, molecular function: serine-type endopeptidase activity. Bases 249 to 1169 code for a protein of 306 amino acids. The record is from RefSeq and is a predicted model, not a curated record.